AUGGCCUACCGGCUUUCGAACCAGAUGGCUGGAUCCAGAAAAGAGGCAGCCCGCGGCAUCAGCUUGACCAACUUCUUCGUCGCCUCCUCCGCCCUGUGCUUCCAGGUGUUCGUCCUAUAUCCGUGGCACAAACAGCUCGACGAGGCCUUCGAGGACUUGAAAAAGGAACAUCUGCGGGUUCUGAACACCGAGGCGUCCCGCAUCGAUGAGCUGAAGAAGCUCCAGAACCAGCUCGUUGAUCUCCAGGAGAAGAGAAAGAAGUGGUGGGCUUGA
Molecule: messenger RNA, 273 nt
Organism: Trichophyton rubrum CBS 118892
Lineage: Eukaryota; Fungi; Ascomycota; Eurotiomycetes; Onygenales; Arthrodermataceae
Exons: 1
Coding region: 1-273 (90 amino acids)
Source: RefSeq, a predicted model, not a curated record